Aspergillus pseudoviridinutans is the source of this 1254-nucleotide messenger RNA. RefSeq lists its product as uncharacterized. The record is from RefSeq and is a predicted model, not a curated record. The transcript has a single exon. NCBI's taxonomy places the organism in Eukaryota, Fungi, Ascomycota, Eurotiomycetes, Eurotiales, Aspergillaceae. Bases 1 to 1254 code for a protein of 417 amino acids.
AUGAAGGGGUCAUCAUUGUUCAAAUUUAGCCCUUUCGCAAAAAUUCAUCAACCUCUUCCUCGUACGCCAAGAGAAUCAGCGCAAUUACUGAACGCCCUUACCUCCUCCUUCCGUCGUCAGCUUGAUCGAGAGUACCCAUCAUCCUCUUCAGCCAAUAACGAUGAGAACGGUGACAAUCCUUUAUCCUCCGUUCAUGCCACGGACAAACAUCUACGGACUAUUUUGGAGAAUCCUCUUUUCCGCGUCAUUCCCUCAAGUGCAGCUAGUCCUGCGCACCAAUCCGGUCUUGGACCACUUCAGGAGCAGAAACUGGCGACUGAGCCUAUGACCGUCUUCGAUGAAUUGGUUGCCUCGGGUUCUGUUAAUAAGACCGCUCUGUUCAAUUGUUUAAGGGCCCAGCUAGUGCUCGCCAGCGCUAAUACCGGCGAUGGAGUUGUAGACGCGAUGAAGAAGUCUAAGGCCGGUUCCAAAAUCGUGUCCUGGUGGUACGCAUCCGAUUCCGAAUCCAGGAAAAUGCUAUUCACAAUACGAUCUUCAACCGUCACACUCCUCAAAUUCAUGAUCGCUGAGGGGCUACAGAAGACGGCAAUGACCUGGCUGGGAAUGCUGUUGAGCCGUGACCUGGGCGGUGCUGACGGUCGCAUAUCGGAGGCCAUGGCCCAAACCGUGGCUCGAAAUUUCCUGCUCGACCUCUUGAAAGCUGAGAUUCAGUACGGAGAGGGUUUAGUCUCGGCCAUGAGGUACUACUUGGAGGCGAGCAGGCUGCCAAUCUCUACAGAUUACGAGCUCGGCCUUGUUCAAUACAAGAAAGCCCUACUAAUGCCUGCAGCCGGGUUUUUGUGCCGCGCAGCCAUGGAGGGUGAGCAAUCGCAGCUCAAACAAAUGCCUCUUGAGAUGUACGAUGAAUAUGUGAGGAUUAUCGCUUCAUGGUCUCUCAAAUCGUUACUACUAGCUUGCGUGCCUCUUUUCCACCCGACCCGACCUGACGCUACGCGCUUUGUGCAAUUUACAGAGAGAAUAUCACGAGUUCGGCUCACAACAUGGCCCAAGACGAAAAAGGAGAACUUUGUGCUCUAUGCCAUUACCGCCAUUCGUAUCUUGGUCGAUCAGCAAAAAUUGGCGGAAGCUUCAUACUUGGCACGCUUUAUUCAGGAGAAUCUGCCGGAAAAGAUUGGCCAGGAGUCGGCAUCCAGCACGUUUGAUCAAGUGUCGGCAGAGGAGGAGAACCUAUCCAACCUACUGGGCCUGGCAUGA